Metarhizium album ARSEF 1941 is the source of this 1077-nucleotide messenger RNA. Its product is annotated as CRAL/TRIO domain-containing protein. Gene Ontology annotation, molecular function: phosphatidylinositol transfer activity. The transcript has 2 exons. Lineage: Eukaryota; Fungi; Ascomycota; Sordariomycetes; Hypocreales; Clavicipitaceae. Bases 1 to 1077 code for a protein of 358 amino acids. The record is from RefSeq and is a predicted model, not a curated record.
AUGGCAUCGCAGGAAGCGCCCGUGGUGACGGCGGCGGCGGCGGCGGCGGAACCGCUCAAGGUUCCCCUCGAGGCACCGACGCCCGAGAGCACGCCGGAGCCCCGUCCGGAUCUCACACCCGACCAGCAGGCCAAGUACACGACGCUGCUCGAACGGGCGAGGGCCAUCAGCGAGGUCAAGUGCACCAGCAAGGGCAAGCACUCGGGCCCCCUGGCGGAGCACGAGCGCGCCUGGCUCACACGCGAGUGCAUCCUGCGCUACCUCCGGGCGACGGACUGGGCCGUCGAGCUGUCGGAGCAGCGGCUACGCGACACGCUCGCCUGGCGGCGCGAGUACGGCCUCGACGGCUUCACGCCCGAGUACAUCUCGCCGGAGCAGGAGACGGGCAAGCAAGUCAUCCUGGGCUUCGACCGGCACGCCCGGCCGUGCCAGUACCUCAACCCGGGGCGGCAGAACACCGACCCCAGCCCCCGCCAGAUCCAUCACCUGUUCUACAUGGUCGAGCGCGUCACCGACAUGAUGCCCCCCGGCGUCGAGAAGCUCAACCUCAUGAUCAACUUCAAGCCCAGCGCGAAGCGGCAGAACACGUCCGUGCCCGUGUCGACGGCCAGGGAGGUGCUGCAUAUCUUGCAGAGCCACUAUCCCGAGCGGCUGGGCAAGGCGCUCAUCAUCAACGUCCCUUGGUACGUGCGAGGCUUCUUCAAAAUCAUCCAGCCGUUCAUGCAUCCCGUCACGCGCGAGAAGCUCAAGUUCAACGAGGACAUGAGGCGGUUUGUGCCGGCGGCGCAGCUGUGGAGCGCCGACUGGGACGGAGAACUCGACUUUGAGUACGACCACGCCGUCUACUGGCCUGCCCUGAACGACUUGUGUCGCCGCAGGCGGGACGAGAGGCUGGCCAGGUGGAGGGCCGCGGGGAGCCAAGUCGGCGAGUCGGAGUAUUACCUUGGCGGCGGAACCGACGUGAGCGUCUCCGGGUUCAAGUACACCGGCGGCGGCAACGUGAGCCUUGUCGAGGAGAAGAUGGCGGUGGCGGCGACGCUGGAGAGUGGAGGAGCGCAUCAGGUUGUCGCCGCGUAG